This is a messenger RNA of Myxocyprinus asiaticus (Chinese sucker), 2373 nucleotides long. RefSeq lists its product as uncharacterized. The transcript has 17 exons. The record is from RefSeq and is a predicted model, not a curated record. NCBI's taxonomy places the organism in Eukaryota, Metazoa, Chordata, Actinopteri, Cypriniformes, Catostomidae. The coding region runs from base 195 to 1814 and encodes 539 amino acids.
CAGAUCUGACUAGUUUGUAAAGUUGUUCAGCAAACGACACUGCGUGUGGUAAACACUGCUCUGAACGUCAUAAGAAACGGAUUUGAUACAUUCUGUUCUAACAGCCCUAUAGUCAAUCUGACAAUUUAAACUUCUCUACAGUGUACUUCAGCUGAGUGAGAGUGACAGAUAGAACAUGUACUGAUGAAGAGAAAAUGGAAACAAAAAAAUCUACCCAAAUUGCAGGUCAAGACCCAGGACAAUUUCAAGAGCAAGCAAGGGAAACAUCACACCUGAAGGAUGAAGGUACAUCAAAGACAGUGAAACCAACUCUGGUGAAAUGGGAUUCAUCGAGUACAGAAGAGGUCAAAGUUUUCAUCCUUUUGACUGGACACACAAAUAACACUCACGAGAACUUUAUGGCCAAUCUCAAGAAACAAUUUAAGUCUCUGAGGGAAGUUGAUACAGCGGACAAGAGUGACAUUGUUUUGGUUUUCUGUCCUAUUGUCUCUCGAGCUGGAACUGAUAUUGAAGCAGCACUGAAGAAAUUAAAUAACUCCACAGCCUCAAAGCCAGCUGCUCUAGUGGUGCUACAUCACACAUUUGACCCAGAGAAAACUGUAGGAGAAAGCAGCAGAUUUGUCAACAGGGAGGACAUACUGACAGUGGACUGUCUGUUCUAUGAGGAUACAGGAUUACUGCAGUGUCUGAAGAAUUCUGAAGCAAUAAACAAAGUUGUGAACUGGUUAAAACAGCAGAGGAAGAAAAUAGGUGUCAAAGUAUGUCCACCUCAGAACAUAUGGCAAAAGCCAACAAGGAAAAUAUCAGAAAUGCCUGAUAAGGAUGAAGGUAAAUCAGAGGCAAAAAAGGUUAAAAGGAAUACAGAAGAGGUCAAAGUUUUCAUCCUUUUGACUAGACACACAAAUAACAUUCACGUGAACUUUAUGGCCAAUCUCAAGAAACAAUUUACGUCUCUGAGGGAAGUUGAUACAGCGGACAAGAGUGACAUUGUUUUGGUUUUCUGUCCUAUUGUCUCUCGAGCUGGAACUGAUAUUGAAGCAGCACUGAAGAAAUUCAAUGACUCUACAGUGUCUAAGCCAGCUGCUCUAGUGGUGCUACAUCACACAUUUGACCCAGAGAAAACUGUAGGAGAAAGCAGCAGAUUUGUCAACAGGGAGGACAUACUGACAGUGGACUGUCUGUUCUAUGAGGAUACAGGAUUACUGCAGUGUCUGAAGAAUUCUGAAGCAAUAAACAAAGUUGAAAACUGGUUAAUUUUGCAGGGGGAGAUAAAGGGUGUCAAAGUACAAGCAAGUCAAAACAUAUCAACUUUCAACUUUCUUCCAAGUUGGUUUCUGGACAUUUGGACAUUGAGGAAUAAACCGAGUGCUUCAAGUGACAAUGAGAAGCAGAUUGUAAACAUUUCUUCCUCAUCCAGUCCAGUGAAUUAUUAUAUCAUGGUAACUGAAGGCACUCAUAUGUCUCAUGAGCAUUUUAUGAAAGCUUUAUCUCAGCAUAAAAAGACUCCACCUCUGAAGAAGGUUUCUACAGACCAGGAGAGUGAUGUCAUUCUGUACUUCUGGCCGGUUUCUUCACAAAAUGACAUAAAUGCAAUUUUGGAAGACUUCAACAAAACAGACAAGCCUGUGGUUCUCAUUUUGCUCCAUGACACACAUUUUGUCCCAGAAUUCAGUGGACUUGAGAACAAGCCAAAUCUGAUUGCCAUGGACUGUGUUUUCUAUGAGGGUGUAGGACUCUCUGUGACCUGCCAAAAGACCAAAAAAGCAGUUUCUGCAGUCUCAGACUGGCUAAGCUCUAAGUUUAAAGAUCAUUAAGGAUGGGGAGCAGAAUGACACUGAGGAUGGACACACACUGCCAUUCAGAAAGAUCCUGUGACUUUGACAAAAAUGAAGGAUUCAUACAUUGAGUCUCUCUACAGCUGAGAUGACACUUAGAUCACAUAGAGUAUAUCAGUUAACUUGUUUAGAUUUUUUUCUUUCUUCAAAAUUGUGUAACAACUUCUGUUUUCACAAAGUAUUACAAGUGUUUCAACAAGUGAGCAGGAGUCGCAUAAGCCCUAUAGUUACCAUUAAAUGAAUGUGAAUUAUUAGUUUGAAUAGAUGCCGUGACUUGCGACUCUUACUAUCCUAGUUCUAGCUCUAAAUCAACUUUCAAACUAAUGUUCAACUCUUUUGUUUUGUCGUGGUGUCAUACAAAGGCAAAUAUAAUUCAUUUGUUCUCCCUGUAUGAGAGAUUUUUAGGAAUGAUUAUUAGUUCUUUGACAUAAAUAGAAAUGUAGGAUUAUAAAUGUGCAAAUAAAAAAAAAAUGGGUGAUGGCAUUUAAUAAUUGAAGUAUAUAAUGAAUGACAGAAAAAUUAAUUAUUAAGAUUAAAA